This is a messenger RNA of Zea mays, 2764 nucleotides long. Its product is annotated as G-type lectin S-receptor-like serine/threonine-protein kinase B120. Gene Ontology annotation, biological process: recognition of pollen; protein phosphorylation. Bases 125 to 2581 code for a protein of 818 amino acids. Gene Ontology annotation, cellular component: plasma membrane. Gene Ontology annotation, molecular function: ATP binding; protein serine/threonine kinase activity. The record is from RefSeq and is a predicted model, not a curated record. The transcript is spliced from 7 exons. Lineage: Eukaryota; Viridiplantae; Streptophyta; Magnoliopsida; Poales; Poaceae.
GUCCACUCAUUACUGCAGAGUUCCAUUCCAUACCUCCAUUUUCCAUCUGCACCGCGAGUUCCAUUCCAUGCUUCAUAUCAUAGGCCAGAGAACAAGAGAAGCCCUGAAAGAUCAAUAGACAGAUAUGAUGUAUGUUCCCAUCUUCAUCCUCCUCGUAGUCUUGAGUUCGCUCUGCCAAUCCGACGAUCAGCUGACACAUACAAAGCCGCUCUUCCCCAAAGAGACGCUCAUCUCGGCCGGCGGGGACUUCGCUCUUGGCUUCUUUUCUCCUACCAGUUCAAGCAACAAGCUGUACAUCGGGAUUUGGUACAACAAUGUCCCAGAGCGGGAGCGCACGGUGGUGUGGAUCGCCAACCGUGACAGCCCAGUCACCACCCCAGCUACAUCAGUGAAGCUCGCCGUCACAAACGAUUCAGAACUGGUGCUGUCAGACUCCCAAGGCCACAUCUUUUGGAUGGCAACGAGUAGCACAAGUGGAGGCGCUGGAGCUUUUGCAGUGCUGCUCAACUCAGGGAACUUUGUCCUUCGAUCGCCAAACGGCACGGACGUAUGGCAAAGCUUCGAUCACCCGACUGAUACAGUGCUUCCAACCAUGAGGAGUAUGAUAAGAUACAGGUCACAACCGGCUACGGGCCUCUUUGCCUGGAAGAGCCCUGACGAUCCAUCAACCGGGGACAUCUCUUCUGGCAUGGAUCCGGCCUCCUCAAACGUUCAGGUGUUCAUUUGGAAUGGGACAUUGCCGUACUAUCGUUCUUCUUUUUUUAAUGAUGUCCCAGCAUCCGGCGGCACGUACCAGGCCAACAAUACCUCAGUCACAUACCAAUGGAUGAUGGUCGACACAGGGGAUGAGAUCUACUAUACGUUCACAGUCUUAGCCGGUUCUCCCUACAUGCACUUCUCACUUCACCACACAGGCAAGAUGAGGCUCCUGGUCUGGGAAAAUAGCACAUCAUCCUGGGUGCUGAUUUCUGAGGAACCUAGUGUUGGAUGUGAUCUCUACGCCUCUUGUGGCCCGUUCGGCUACUGCGAUCUCACUAAGGCAAUGCCGACAUGCCAGUGCCCUGAUCAUUUUGAGCUGGUCGACAGUCUCAACUUCUCUAGAGGAUGCCAGAGAAAGGAAGAGCUGAAAUGCGGAACAGAGAGCUAUUUCAUGACCAUGCCUAACAUGAAGAUUCCUGACAAGUUCUUGCACAUUAGAAAUAGAACCUUCGACCAGUGUGCAGCUGAGUGCGCCAGAAACUGCACCUGUAUGGCAUACACCUAUGCCACUCUAAGCACUGCUAGCACUACGGGCGAUGCAUCGAGGUGUUUGGUCUGGACUCAGGAUCUCAUUGACAUGGAGAAAGCAAGUGUUUUUUUAGAGAACUUGUACAUCCGGCUUGGCGAAUCUCCUGAUCAGAAGAAGAGAAAUUUUCAGAAAAUUUUACUCUCAGCUAUAGCAUGUCUGCUGCUACUUACAAUUGGUGCUCUUGGUUGGGCAUGUAAAAUCAGAGGCAAAUGGCACAAGAAGAAAAUCCAGACGAGAAUGAUGCUAGAAUACUUGAGUUCUACGGAUGAAGCUGGGGGAAAGAAUAUAGAGUUCCCAUUUAUUACCUUUGAAAACAUUGUCACAGCAACAGACAAUUUCUCUGACUGUAAUAUACUUGGGAAAGGGGGUUUUGGCAAAGUAUACAAGGGAAUGUUGGAAGGAACCAAAGAAGUAGCCAUCAAGAGACUGAGCAAGAGUUCUGGGCAAGGUGCCGAAGAGUUCAGGAAUGAAGUAAUCUUGAUUGCAAAGUUGCAGCACAAGAACCUAGUUAAGCUUCUUGGUUGCUGUGUUCAUGAAGAUGAGAAGCUGUUAGUUUAUGAGUACUUGCCGAACAAAAGCUUAGAUUACUUCCUCUUUGAUUCUGCAAGAAAGUCAACGCUUCAGUGGCCAACAAGGUUCAAGAUAAUCCACGGGGUAGCUAGAGGAAUUAUGUAUCUUCAUCAAGACUCGAGAUUAACAAUAAUCCAUAGGGAUCUCAAAGCAAGCAACAUCUUGUUAGAUAAGGACAUGAGCCCAAAAAUAUCAGAUUUUGGCAUGGCUAGAAUAUUCAGUAGCGACCAGCUCCAUGCAAAUACUAACCGAGUUGUAGGCACAUAUGGUUACAUGUCUCCUGAAUAUGCAAUGGAAGGUGCCUUUUCAGUCAAGUCUGACACUUACAGCUUUGGUGUUUUAAUGCUGGAGAUUGUAAGUGGUUUGAAGAUCAGCUCACCACAUCUUCACAUGGAUUUUCCUAAUCUUAGAGCAUAUGCAUGGAACAUGUGGAAAGAAGGGAAAAUAGAAGAUUUGGUGGACUCAUCAGUCAUGGAGAAUUGCUCCCUUGAUGAAGUUUCACAAUGUGUACAUAUAGGACUCUUGUGUGUUCAAGACAGUCCGAGCUUCAGGCCACUCAUGUCGGCGGUUGUGUCCAUGCUGGAGAACAAAACGACGACACUUCCAACUCCAAGUCAACCUGUAUAUUUUGCAGUUAGGGACCCCUACCAACCUGGAAAGGCAGUUGGCAACAAGGAGUUGUCUAUAUAUGAUAUGAGUCUCACUGUGCCAGAAGGUCGUUAAAUGCUUUAUUUUUAUAACUGAUUGGGAUGAUUAAUUAAACCCCACUGGCAUAUUCAUUGCAUAACUAAAACUGAUCGUUCAGCCCAUGUGAAGGUUAUGUGAAUGGUCGGUAAUUUGCAUUUUGCAACAGUUUGGUAAGCCUGCUUAUAUAAUUGUAUAAAGACAGGUGAUUUCCUUCUCUCA